AGUGUUCUUUGACAGCGGCUGAGGGAAGGGCGCAGGGAAGAUGAAGGCGCUCACUGUGUGUUAAGACCUGCAGUGUAGCUUCAGUUUAUCCUCUUUUUCAUUGAUAAUGCUCGGAGUGAAGCCGUGAGGAAUUGUUUUAGCGAACAGAAGAAAGAAAAACAGCCCCGCGCGGUUCGCUCAGAGAUGGAGACUCUAAUACCCAUCAUUAAUCGCCUGCAGGAGGUUUUCCUCACUGUUGGAGCAGAGAUCAUUCAGCUUCCGCAGAUCGUGGUGGUCGGAUCACAGAGCAGUGGGAAGAGUUCAGUGUUGGAGAGUUUGGUUGGACGAGACUUUUUGCCCCGUGGUUCAGGAAUAGUCACACGUCGCCCUCUAGUGCUGCAGCUGGUGAAUGUCCCACCACUGGAGGAGCGUCGGAAACAUGAGCACGGAAAUGGAACCAAAGCAAACUCUCAGAGCAGCUAUCCAGGAAUCAAAGCAGAGGAAUGGGGAACCUUCCUUCAUUGCAAAAACCAGAUUUUCACAGAUUUCUCAGAAAUUCGCAGUGAAAUCGAAGCGGAGACUGAUCGUGUCACCAACAACAAGGGUAUCAGUCCAGAACCCAUCCACCUGAAGAUUUUCUCUCCUAAUGUUCUGAACCUCACCUUGGUUGACUUGCCUGGAAUCACAAAGGUUCCAGUUGGUGACCAGCCGGAGGACAUCGAGACUCAGGUUCAAGAGAUGAUUCUGUCCUUCAUCUCCAACCCAAACUCCCUCAUCCUGUGCGUGUCCCCUGCUAACUCUGACCUGGCCACGUCCGACGCUCUUAAACUGGCCCGGGAAGUGGACCCAGAUGGUCGAAGAUCUCUCUUGGUUGUGAGCAAGUUGGACCUGAUGGAUGCUGGAACAGAUGCACUGGAGGUUCUCCUGGGCAGGGUCAUCCCAGUCAGGCUGGGCAUCAUCGGAGUGGUCAACAGGAGCCAACACGACUUAAACACCCAGAAGACUGUGGAGGACGCUGCCCGUGAUGAGCAGGCUUUCCUGCAGCGCCACUACCCAUCCCUGGCCUCCCGCUGUGGCUCGCGCUACCUGGCCCGAACCCUGAGCCGCCUGCUAAUGCACCACAUCAGAGACUGCCUUCCUGAGCUAAAGACCCGCGUGACUGUGCUGAGCGCCCAGUACCAGACUCGUCUCAGCAGCUACGGCCAGCCUGUGGAGGACCACAGCGCCACCCUGCUUCAAAUCGUCACCAAGUUCGCCAGUGACUACUGCAACACCAUAGAGGGCACGGCCAGGCACAUCCAGACCUCUGAACUGUGUGGUGGUGCUCGGAUCUGCUACAUAUUCCAUGAAACAUUUGGGCGAACCCUUCAGUCCAUCGAUCCUCUGGGGGGACUCACCGAGCUGGAUAUUCUUACUGCCAUCCGAAACGCCACAGGUCCACGGCCAGCACUGUUUGUUCCUGAGGUGAGCUUUGAGCUGCUGGUGAAGAGACAGAUUAAAAGACUGGAGGAGCCCAGCCUGCGCUGUGUGGAGCUUGUUCAUGAGGAGCUGCAGAGGAUCAUCCAGCACUGCUCAUCUUACAGUACGCAGGAACUUUUGCGGUUUCCAAAACUGCAUGACUCUAUAGUGGAGGUUGUGACCACCUUACUCAGAAAACGUCUUCCGAUCACCAACGACAUGGUCCAUAAUCUGGUGCAAAUAGAACUGGCCUACAUCAACACUAAACACCCAGACUUUACUGACGCUGCACAAGUGUCCGCUUCAGUCAACAGCCAGCAGACUGAGUCUCUGGAUGGAGGCAGGAAAUGGAAGAAUGAGAAAAUUCCCUCAGAAGAUAAAGGCCCGGUGCCUGGAUUUGGAAGCCCCAGCAAAGCAGUUAACUUAUUAGACACGGCUGUGCCGAUCUCCAGAAAGCUGAGCACUCGAGAGCAGCGGGACUGCGAGGUGAUCCAGCGCCUCAUCAAAUGCUACUUCCUUAUUGUGCGCAAGAACAUCCAAGACAGCGUGCCCAAAACAGUGAUGCAUUUCUUGGUGAACUUUGUGAAGGAGCGGCUGCAGAGCGAGCUUGUGGGGCAGCUCUAUAAGCAGCCUCUGCUGCAGGAUCUUCUCAUCGAGUCUCAGGACACAGCGCAGCAACGGACAGAGGUGUCCCAGAUGCUGGAGGCACUGAAGAAAGCCAACAACAUCAUCUCAGAGAUCAGAGAGACUCACCUGUGGUAGCCGAGCUUUCUCAGCGGAGACAUGUUGACACGUCGAGUGUGUGUGUUUACAUGUGUGUGUACAUGUAUGAAUGAGGAUAAAGUGAGUUCUUCAUAUCUGUAUCAAAUACAUAUUUAAAGAAUUUCAAUGAGCAUCAUCAGAACAAAUAUAUAUAUAAUAUAUAUAUAUAAUGUACACAUUUGUACAUUUGUUGUUUUUCAGGUACUUGGUUCUACUGUAUAUACACCUCCUUCUUUAAAUAUGUAUUUGAGUAAGCGAGUUUGCGAUCAUCUGUGUGUGUAUGUGUGUGUGUUGGAAGCAUGUCAUGAAAAUGCACUGAGCUUUAAAGGAAUACGUAUCCAUUUUUCCUAUCUAAUCUCAAUGUGCUACAUCUGAUACCAUAUCCAGUAAUUUGUACGUUCUGCAGCAGUUGGUAGUAGAAGAACAGAAGACCUGUUAAUGAAAAAUCUCACAGUGCUUGUGGGUUAAAGCAAUAUCCCACUGUUUUGUAUGUACUCUGGUGUCUGUGUACUUUUUUCCAGAUAUUCCACCUCUCAAAAACAAAGGCAGGUGAAUUGGCAGGGCUAAAUUUCCCCCUAGACAUGAGUGACAGGAUGUGUGCCAUAGAGUGUCAUCAUGUUCAGAUGAUUAUAUUCCUGUAUUCUUGCCUCACACCCAAUGAUUGUGGGUUGGCUCUGGAUUCACAUCAAUCCUGUCCACCUCCCACAAGAAAAAAUACACAUGGCACAUUAUUUGGCAAUGCUAAAAUCAAAAUUGCCCCCUGAGGAGUUAGUAAAUUGGUGUGUCCAGGUGGUAUUCCUGUCUUGUGCCCACUUAUUCACAUAAAUGUCUGUUCUUCCAUAGCCAAAUUAGAUACAUUUAUAUAUACAGCUCUGUAAAAAAAUAAAAUAAGGGAUCACUUUAGUUUCUGAAUCAGUUUCUCUGAUUGUGCUAUUUAUAGGUAUAUGUUUGAGUAAAAUGAACAUUGUUGUUUUAUUUUAUGAACUGUGGACAACAUUUUUCCCAAAUUUCAAAUUAAAAUAUUGUCAUUUAGAGCAUUUAUUUGAAGAAAAUGAGAAAUUGCUGAAAUAACAAAAAGAUGCAGAGCUUUUAGACCUCAAAUAAUGCAAAUAAUUCAUAAAGUUUUAAUAGUUCAGAAAUGAUUUUUUUUUUAUCAUAGUGUUCAUGCAUCUUGGCAUGUUCUCCUCCACCAGUCUUACACACUGCUUUUGGAUAACUUUAUGCCUUUACUCCUGGUGCAAAAAUUCAAGCAGUUCAGUCUGGUUUGAUGGCUUGUGAGCAUCCAUCUUCCUCUUGAUUAUAUUCCAGAGGUUUUCAAUUUGCUUAAAUCAAAGAAACUCAAAUAAACUAAUCAUUUUUAAGUGGUCUCUUUUUUUUUUUUUUAGAGCUGUAUGGUAUGUAUAAAUAUAUAUUAUAUUCUACAGAUGUGGCACCUCAAGAUUAGGUUGGAAAACGCUGCAGUAUUCCUAUAGAGAUUCCUAUUUAAGACUCCAGCUACUGUGCUGCAUAUUUCUAGCCAUGAAAAUUUCCUCAAAUGUCCAGUUUUUGGGGAGCUCAACAUGACCUCGACUGAACAAAGCUAUUUAUUUGAUUGGCAGUAAUGAUAACGAUCAUGUCUUUUGAAAUGGACUGCAGCAGCCUUUCCUGCAAUGCCAAACACAGACCAAUCAUCCUCUCGCCCUUAACUGGAACCGACCACGUCGAUGUAAUUGUGUCCCAAAAUGUCUGUGCCAAUUCCAUUCUCCUAGUCAAAGUGUCCUGAAUAUUACUGAAGCGCUCGUCUGCCUGCUCUGCUCUUUUACAGAAGAAACGGAGAGGUACUGGAACAUGUGUUUAAUAAAUGGAGUCCCUAUUCAAAUCCACAGGGGGAGUUAGUUAGUCCUGUUUGCUGCCUGGGGAGUCUUUAUAUAGACGUUUAAUAAUGAAGAAUAGAGCCCGAUGAACAGUAACGAAAUCAUUGCAGCAGAGCAUUGUUCUUUAUAAAGUGUCAGUAAAUUAAGACUGUAAAUAUAGUACAGUAUGUAAAGUAUGUGGUGUCUGUAAGUUAUUGGUGGAUAUAAAUAUAUAGGCUGAUUUUCAGGGCACCGCUGUCGGUUAGGUGCAGUUGUCUUUCUGUUCGCUGGUUACUUGUUUAUUUAUGGAAAACGGGUUACAAUAAUGGUUGUGACAGUUUUUUGGGCUGUGUGACUGUGUGAAUAUGGUGCUGUAACUCGUGAGAGGGAAAACCAACCAUUUUUGCUUCUUUCUUUUGAGUCUUCAUCUACCAAAUCAAAUCUGUACUCUGUGCUUAGUUAGCAUGGACAUGUAUUUUGGUGCAUUACCGUACACUUGGUUCCGGUAAGACAGAGCAGGAUUAGCUGGUGGUUCAUCUUAUGUAGCUUUUUUUAACACUGUAAACACGCAGGCUACAGUCUGAUAUACUCCUCUCUGAACGGCAAAAGAGCUAGCUCUUAGCGCGGCUAGCGACUAAUGCUAAUACUGCUCAAGCAGUGCUUGCCGGGGUUAGCAGCAGGCUACAGUCCGAAGAGUGCCACUAAUGCUUAGUGGCUAAUGCUAAUACUGACAGCCUAUAUGGUAAAAUUCAUACAAAAGGUACACUGAUGAUUUUUGGGAAAAUUUGAGGAUUUUAAGUGCGCCUUAUAGAGACUUCAAAGAGUUUUAUCCCGUGUUUGACCACCAUAAACAAACAAAAAAAGUUGUUCUAAUUGUUUUUCCCUAUUAAUGCUGGUCUUUAUCUAAUCUCAGUUUUGACCACUGGGGUCAUUAAUUUAGUAUUUAGUAGCAAAAAGCUCCAUUAAGCAGCAAAAGCAGAACAUUCAGAUAACAGAAUAUUUUGUCUUUUUCUUGUAAGUUGUAUCAGUUUCUGCCUUAGAAGGAAAAACGAGUCGUUCCCGAUUCUUUUGCUUUCUUUCAGGAUGCAUUUUGCAGUAUUUAGCACCAAAAAAAGAGAAGAGAACUAAAACUUCACUGAAUCUCUUUUAUUUAUGCUGUACCUCAGUGGAGUAGGGUUCGGUUUGCUGCUUUAUAUAACCUGACUGGUAGAAAUUAUACAUAAGGUGCACAGAACUAUAAGGCACACUGUUGAUUUUUUGGGGGGAAAAUUUAAGGAUUUUAAGUGCACCUUAUAGCACAAAAAAUACGAAAAUUGUAAUAAAUGACUAAAAAUGGCAACUUUACAGUAGAAGAAAAUCAAGUCAUGUUGGCAUAUUACUGUUGGUCCAAACUAAAGAUUUACUGAUGAAAUUUAGCCACUGUCCAUUGGCUUCUAUUAUAAGUGAGUUUCAAGUCAACAUAAUUGUUUUUAUUUUUUUUUUAUUCCAAAGCGAACAGAGAAACAAUCAGACAGUACUGUAUAUGUGCAUAUGUGGUAAUUUCCCCUUACGCUACAGAUGUUCCAGAUAGAGAUCACCUAGAACGAUAAAUCAAAUAAAGAGACCAGAAACUCUGGGUACUACUAAUGGUACAGCCUAAGGUAUAUCCAUUAUCCAUUUAUCCAUUCUGCUCAAAUCAGUGGUCAAAUGAUCUGAGCCCCUUUCUUUGAAUCAUUAAAGCGUUAGCUUGUUUUGAAUUAGCCGAUAUGAGCUGAAAAUAGGCGAUCAAAGAAAUGAGAUUACAGCUGUGGGCUGCAGUGUGCAAAGAACAAAAGGCCUUUCAUCAUUACCUCCAAAAUGAAACGAUUGGAAUCAGUCUGCUUGUGUCAGGGUCCUGGCUGUUCUGUAAUAUUUAUGGAUGUCUGACUAUUUAUAGUCUGAAUGAGAAGGGGUGUGCGUGCGUGUGCGUGUGUUUGAGUACAUGUUGGGGAUUGAGCGUUGGUGCUGGAGCUGUUUUAAAGCAGGUGUAGGCUGCUGAGUAGGAAUGCGUUUGUCUUGGCUAUUCAGUCUCAGAUAUGAAGAUGGUAUGUAUUAUUAAUAGCAGCAGUGAAGUGGAGAAGCGUACAUUGCCUGCCAGACUUUUGGGGGCAGCGAGUGCUCAGCCCAUGUGUUUUUAAUACAGGUGAGCUUGUCUGUUUAGUCUUUACUAUGUUGGACUGUACCACCUUGGGAUGAAUGACCAACCCCUUAUGUUUUAUUCACCUUGUUUUGGGGAAAAGAACAGAGUUUUAAAGUGUUCUUCUCCAUACAGAGGCAGAGGCCUUGAUAAACCAGAAGAUAGAAGAUAGAAGAAGGAACAAUCCACAACAACAUUUUUGGGUACCAUGUUUGUAGUAGAGAUGUUUAAAAGUUUGAAGAACCUGUGAAUUGAUAAAAAAAAAGACCCAAAAACUUUCUAUUAAAGUGAUUGCACCAAGCAUGCUAUAAAAAAUACUUUUACAAUGUGCAUUGAGAUGCAGACUCUAUGAAUCUUACUAAUUUUAAUGUGCCAGCUCUUUUCAGUUCCAAUUCUGACCAAUUUCUUUGGUUUAACAUUACAUAAAUGAGCACACAAAGACUGAGUUUUCAUAUCUGAUGACUCCAUGUUCACAGUAGCUUUUGUAUCAGUGCCAUUAGCAGCUCUACAGUUGGUCAGGUAAACAGGAAAAGCUGUUGCAAACAGAAAAAAGGUCCCGGAACCUUCGAGGCGCCCUGUUUUUAGAAUGAAUGAAUAUGUCUUUGCAAGAAUAGUAGCAGGAGCACAUUAUUUCCAUUUAUUAUAAAAGUUUGCUCUCUCUCCAUUCAGGCACACUACUGCUUUCCAUUUAAAGGACUGCUGCUUUAAGUGUAAGCUUUUUAGGCUUUUAAAAGGUUCUUCAAAGUCUCUUUCACAAACAUGGUUCUAAAAUGAAGCUCCUUUAUUUUUUUUUUUUAGAGUGUGUUAAUACCUAGAUUAAUGAUCAAUAGCCACACUGUGAUUGGUCAGUGUACCUGUUUUCCUUAAUGGUGGUCUUUAGUAAUCAGGACACCCCAUGGAAAGCUGAUUUGUGAUUUUGGAACAUAACUUGGUUAUGCAUUAAAUUUGCUAGGAUGACCCGAUUUGGUGGUGAUGGCAGUUGUUUCAAAUGGUAUCCACUUAUAAACUACACUGAUACAGAACUAGUAGUAAAGUGUCUUAUGUCUUUUGCCCUGUCUCAUGGAGGCUAAACAAAACGACAAUGACCUACAGCUCCUUCUGCUUUGAAUGUGCCAUUCCCAUGGACAGUUCUAGCCAGAUGCCGCCAGUCACAAUCAUUACCAUCUAUUGUGCUGUCAGGUGUGGUAGGUUAUGCCCUUUUAUGACAUAUUCCCAAUACACAUAUGACCUUGUAGAUCAAUGUUAAAUGUCUGCACAAAUGGGGGCUCUGAGUGGUCCAGCGCGGUAAGCUAAACGCUGCCACUAUGAUCAAGAGAUUGCAGGUUCGAAUCCUGUUCAUGUAGCUUGCCAUCAGCUGCCGAAGCCCUGAGAGAGCAGAAUUGGCCAUGCUCUCUUGCUGGGUGGGUAGAUGGCACGCUCUCCCGCCAUCACUUCUGAGGACGAUGUUAAUCAGCACAGGGCAUCUGAGAGCUGAUGUAUCGGAACCGAGUUACUCUGCUUUCCUCCGAGCGCACUGUGAAUGUGCUAGUUUUCACCCUCCUGGUGUUGGGACAUCACUAGUAAUAGGGAGUCUUAAUGAGUUGGUUGAGUAAAUUGGGAAAAAAAAAUGGGGGGGAAAAAAAAUAAACAUGUCUGUACAAAUUUGGAAAUGGAAUGUCCAAUCCGUCUGACACCCACUAUGAGACCUUACUCAAACUCUAAUCAUUCAGGUUGACUUGCCAUGAGCAUGAUGGCCAGUGUUUAACCACACUCACAAGAUAACCCCUCACAACUUAUUUUCGAUGUUCCCAAAUGUUCCUAAAAUAAUGCAACACCUCCGGAUCAAUUUCUAUAUAUUACUAUCUCAUGAUUUUUGUCCAACAUUUUUGAUAAAUCUCAAAUGUCCAUAUUUUUAAAUAAUUUAAGAUAACGGCUUAAUGGGGUGUCCUAAAGUCUCUACAUAACUGUAUGUGAGAUGCAUUGGACAGUGGAUUAUCUGUACUGUUCUGAUGAUCGUUCUGGUGGACGGUUUAAUGCUGGGUUGAGGUGAGCUUUGCCUUCUGGUGGGUUAAGCAACCAGAAUGAGGGGGAACUGUGGCCUGCACUGUGUUAGGCUUCCAUAUCCUGAUCAGAAGUCGGAGUAAGCGUAUUAAAAAAGAAAAAUGUAACAUUUUUAUUCCUAAGAUUGUGUCUCUGCACUCCCAGAUCGUACAGAGAGGAUGGAUAUGUACUGGGGAGAGAGAGACUAGUUCUGGUGAAGGUCAGCAUACAAUAAGCUACUGAUCUGUCAAAGCUCUCAGAAAUGAACAGAUAAGAGAGAAAGAGGAGAGAAGGCGUGUGAGAGAGAACAAGGUUGAGGUGUCUGUGUGUGUGUGUGUGUCUGUGUGUGUGUGUGUGUGUGUGUGUGUGUGCAAGCUUUAAGAAAGAGCCUGGUCUGUCAGGUUUCUGUGCGGAUUGAAUAGAAUAGAGUUAAACUGAAUACAAUACGUGUAUUUUUCCCAAUUAAGCAGUUGAGUUGAGUGACAAAACCCACACACACACACACACACACACAUAUACGUAAGGAAGACAAGGACAUCCAUCUUGUCCAUCCUCUCAUAUAUAUGAUGAGUGUGUAUCUGCGCUGUGGAUUUUUCUCCCGUCCUUUGAUUUAACCAUUCUUCCUUGAAUAUUGGAUGACCUCUGGAUUCUGUGGAUGAGUCCCACUACUGUGUCCAAACUCUCUGAAUUUAAGAUACAGUUGAAAUAAGGAGAGAAAAAAACAGACUGUAGAUUAACUGAAUACUCCAUGUUUGUUUUUUCGAAGCAUAAGCUUCAUCAAUGACUAAACAUCUGAUAACAGGGUUCUUUUCAAUUCUGAUCUGUUUCAGCAAAGGAACAGUGAAAUUGUACUGCAUAACAGAGCUCUAGAAUAUGUGGACAUAUAGAGCUUAUCUAUAGUUCAUUAGGCAGCUAAACAUGCUUGGGGGAGAGCACUAAUCACCAGUUGUGUUACACAAGCUAACAGACGCCAGCUCCGCCUGGAAUCUCCUAGCAAGUGUUUGAGGGAGACUGAGGGUAAAAAGGUGGCUAGAGCAUCACCAGGGAUCAAACUAAUGCAAAUAACUUUUAGCAAAAAGCUCAUAAAGGUUGUGUAACACUGAGAACAAGCUUUUUAAGCUUUUACAAGCUUACAUGUAUAUUCCUGUGAUGCAGGUGAAGCAAUAAAAUUCCAAAAAUUGUUAUGGUCAUAUUUCAGUCAUGACUAUUAGAAGUGCUUCUUUAACAUAGACAGAUCUUGGCGUGGGGUGUUACUCUGCCGCCAUGUGUGUGUGAUGCAAUGAACAAAACAUCUGUAAGGCCUCUACUGUUUCUCAGCAAUGAAACAGAUUUGUGAAUAGAUAUUGUCCAUUAUAAAUAAUCCGUGUGCAUUGUCAGUAGUAAUGACAGACAGACAGGGAGAGAGACACAUGUGAAGUCAGUCACCGCCUCUUUUCAAACUGCUGCUGAUUGCACAGCACGCUCGGAGGAAAGCGCAGCGACUCGGUUCUGAUACAUCAGCUCACAGACGCCUUGUGCUGAUUGACAUCUUUUUUGGACACUUUUUGGAGUGAUGUGAGGAGAGAGCGUCAUCUACCCACCCGGAGAGAACAAGGCCAACUGUCAAUUGUGCUCUCUCAGGGCUCUGACAGCUGAUGGCAAGCAGCAUGACCGGGAUUCAAACCAGAGAUCUCCUGAUCAUUGUGGUAGUGCCUAUGCUGCAGGACCACUCUGCGUCACUUUUUUAUACUUCUGCUUUCGCAUAUCUAGAAGCAAAAUUGGGAAGGUGUGGAACACAGUGCUCCACGGGACCAAUCAUAGCUGCUGCUGCCUGAGUUGUGUAACGCAUAGUUACAUUUCAGUGGAGCUGCGCAUCCAGUGCACGGUACGUGUAGGCCAUGGCAUCGGGUACACGUCUACACACAAGGUACGCAUAAGCUAAUGGCAUGGGUUCGACACAAAAUUAGCAUUUAGGCUGUUGCACAACAUGAACCUGAAAACAGAUAUUUAUUAUUAUUAUAACCCUUUAUAACCCUUGUAUUUUCCCAAAUAGCUGUUGACCUAUUAUAAAAGGCUUUAACCUGCCACCCACCCCCUAUAAGAAGUGAACCCUGCUUUGCUUGAAAUCCUUUUUUUUUAAAUAAGGCAUCAUCUGAAGACCACGGUGAGCAUACCGUUUACAUACUACUCGUUUCUCUUACACUUCCAUUACUUUUUAACCUUGUUAGCCUUGAAGCUCUGCAGUGAAAUGAAUGAAACGACUUUAAACUCUUAUAAAUAAAGGCAUUAAAGGGGUUCUUUCUGUGAAACCAUAGAUUACCCACAUUUGGUUCAAUAAAAAAGUGUUUUUCAGGAAAUGUGCAGUAUGUGUGAAGAACAUUUUAUAAAAUGAAUAUACCAAUUUAAUGAUUCUUCACUCUUAUACUUCAAAUACAAAAAUAGUUUUCAAUAGAAUAAAAAAAUGGUUAUUCUGUAGCAUCAUUUAGAGAACCCUUCAAAAGCACCAAACAUGGCUAUAAUUAAAUACUUUUAAAUACUACUUUGUUGUAAGAGGAAAACUGCGUAAAUUGUUUUUUUUUUUUUUGCCAGGUUAUCUCCUUGAUAUAAUUCAUUUUCAUCCCCUUUUUAUGACCUGCCAUAUUGAAACAUGUUUGCAUGUGUGUGUGUUCAUUGUAGAAGAAGCGAAUGUGUGCGUGUUCUUCUGAUUUUAUGUAAUAUAACAUCUCCACAAAAUGCCUGUGAGUUCUUGCCUGCCAAUUUAGUUCUUUUUUUUUCAGUUCUUGUGAUACAUACUGAUGUACUUGUGUCUGUUCGUUUGGAAGAACAUCAUUAAAAAUUGAACGCAAGCCUUUCCUCUCCUCCUUCAUAUUCGACAGCAGAGGAACAAAUGAUUCAUAUUUGUUGGCCUUUGCUCUGCAGUUUUCUGCAGCGGAAUGGAGAAUGGAGAAUGGAGAGAGGAGCGAGCGCCGUCAGCCUGAA
Messenger RNA from Astyanax mexicanus (Mexican tetra), 11163 nucleotides. Its product is annotated as dynamin-1-like protein. NCBI's taxonomy places the organism in Eukaryota, Metazoa, Chordata, Actinopteri, Characiformes, Acestrorhamphidae. The record is from RefSeq and is a predicted model, not a curated record. Gene Ontology annotation, molecular function: GTP binding; GTPase activity; microtubule binding. Gene Ontology annotation, cellular component: mitochondrion; cytoplasm; microtubule. The coding region runs from base 184 to 2199 and encodes 671 amino acids. The transcript has 18 exons. Gene Ontology annotation, biological process: mitochondrial fission.